AUGAUUGAGCCUGGGGAUGACCUCAAGGACCUGGGUCACGUGGGUUCUGGCGAGGCGGUAGACGAGGACAUCCCCCCUCCCACGGUGUCUCUGCCCAAACUGGCCGCCCUGCUGAGGGUGUUCAGCACCGUGGUGCGCUGUUUUGAACCGGUUUUGGCGUGCGUGUCGACGGCCAAGCAGGUGUUGUUCUCUGAGCCGGUGUUGACGGGCGGGGAACGUGUGUGUGUCCUGCUGGUGAGCUUGGAGCCGUCCGCACAGCUGACCGACGCCGCCAUCACCUACGGUCUGGACCAGCUGGAUGCCUGCCGGGCCUGUGGCCCAGAGUACAGCCUGGCCGUCCUCAGCCUCAUCACGUUGAUUGUGGACCAGAUCAACACUAAGCUCCCAGCGUGGUUUGUGGAGAAGCUGCUGGCUCCAACAUCACAGCUCCUGGAGCUACGCUUCAACAGGGACAGAGAGGUGAUGUCAGCAGCCCUGGGUGUGUACCAGUCUGUUUUGAGCCUGAAGAACAUCCCCAUUCUGGAAGCAGCGUAUAAACUGGUUCUGGGAGAGAUGGCCGCCGCUCUCCGACCCCUGGUACCCUCCCCAACCCCCCCUCCACCCUUUCCCGGCAUUCAGCAUCCUGUCUUCGCCCCUCACCUCACCCCAGAGAGGGCAGAGUUCACCCUCAUCUUCAACCUGUCAGCCCUCACCACCAUCGGCAACACCAAGAACUCACUCAUAGGGAUGUGGGCUCUGUCUCCGACGGUGUUUACGUUUGUUGAGUCAGAACCUGAUGUUGGUCCACUCUUGACCUGGCCGUCUACCACCCUGCUGUACAAUAUGCUGUGUUAUAUACCCUGUACUCACACUGUACCAGACAUGAUCACUUCAUCUCGUCCAGCCUGUCCUCUUCCUCCCUUCUCUCUUGACGGGGCGGUCAUCAGCACGGUAACCACGGCAACCAGGAAACACUUCAGCACCCUGCUGUCCCUGCUGGGAGCCCUGCUGAGGAAGGAGCAGCUCUACACUGAGGCCAGGAAGCUGUUGUUGACGUGGUCUCUGGAGAUGUGCCUGAUGAUGAAGAGGUCUGAUACCUACACCCCUCUCUUCUCCCUCCCCUCCUUCCACAAGUUCUGCAAGGGUCUGCUACACAACGCCCUGAAUGAGGACCCAGUCAUCUGCCUCCAGACCUGCAACAGCCUUCAGGUCAUCUCCUCCUCACUCAACACAGAGCUGCUGCAGAGGUGUGUGGAUGUUUGUCGUGUCCAGCUGGUGCACUCUGCGGUGAGGGUGAGGCAGGCGUACGGCAAGCUGCUGAGGACAAUCCCUCUGGACGUGACACUCAGUAACCACAGCCACCCAGAGAUAGAGGAGAUCUCCUUGGUGGUCCGUCGUCACAUGAGCCGCCCCCCCAGCAGCACCUUUCACCCCCAGGACUUCAGUGACCUCAUCAGCUUCAUCCUCUAUGGCAGCCAGCACCGCGGAGGUAAAGAACCGUGGCUGGAGCGUCUGUACCACAGCUGCCAGCGCCUGGAGAAGCGCGAGGGUGUCUCGUCAGGUCGUGAAGGGGGUGUGUGUGUCUCCGGUGCGGGUGGCGGUGUGUGUGUACCGCGGGGUCUGCUGAAGACGGAGGCGGUGCUGUGGCAGUGGGCGGUGUGGGAGGCAGCUCAGUUCACAGUGUUGUCUAAACUCCGUACCCCGCUGGGACGGGCACAGGACACCUUCCAGACCAUAGAGGGUAUAAUCCGCAGCCUGGCGGCCCACAGUCUGAACACUGAACAGGAGCUCAGCCAAUGGAGCGGCGGCGACACAGACGACGGUCACCAUAGCAACCAGCUGCGUCUGGCGCUGCUCUUGCAGUUCCUGGAAAACCUGGAGAAACUGAUGUACAACGCCUACGAGGGCUGUGCCAAUGCUCUGACCGCUCCACCCAAGGGUAUCAGAACAUUCUUCUAUACCAACCGUCAGACCUGCCAGGAUUGGCUGACUCGUAUCCGCCUGGCCCUGAUGAGGGUGGGGCUUCUGUCCGGCCAACCAGCAGUCACCGUGCGCCACGGCUUGGACCUGCUGACUGAGAUCCAGAACAGCAGCACUCUGGGUCCAGAGUUGGAGGCUCCUCUGGUGAUGCUGGUAGAGGCUCUGUGUGAACUUCACUGUCCUGAGGCUAUCCAGGGUUUAGCUGCCUGGAGUCUCACCAACACUGGCAAGAGUCUGGCUUGGGUCAGCUCUGUGGCACUACAGGCUGAGGGGCGGUUUGAGAAGGCUGCAGUGGAGUACCAGGAACAGCUGUGUGCCGUGACGGGGAUGGACUGUUCCAUUAAGGGCUUCGACCGCUCACUCCUCAAACUGGGCGGAGCCAACAGCUCUAACACAGCCAGCCCCAAACACAACGGCAACGGUGACUGCAGGAAGACGGUUCUCCUCAAGUCCAACGAGUGUUCCUCCGAGGUGCUCAACCUCCUUGCCAAUAAGGCAUGCCAGUGCUAUGUGGCCCUUGGCGAUUGGUCCUCGGUGCAGGAGUGGCAGGCCAGCGUGCACGCCCUCAAGAAGAACCCUGGUAACCCUGCCGCAGCGAGCGUGCACCUGAAGACAGACUUCAACUACGUACGGGCGCUGAGCUGCUUCGAGGACGGAGACUUCCCAGAAUGCCGUGCUCAGCUGGAGCUCCUGGCGGGGGAGAGAGACGACUACGGCAUGCUCAACUCCACCUCUACUGGCUCCAAGGAUAAACUAGGUAGGAGGGGGAGAGGGAGGACUAAGGCCUGGUCAACUCCACCUCUACUGGCUCCAAGGACAAACUAGGUAGGAGGGGGAGAGGGAGGACUAAGGCCUGGUCAACUCCACCUCUACUGGCUCCAAGGACAAACUAGGUAGGAGGGGGAGAGGGAGGACUAAGGCCUGCUCAACUCCACCUCUACUGGCUCCAAGGACAAACUAGGUAGGAGGGAGAGAGGGAGGACUAAGGCCUGGUUUACUCCACCUCUACUGGCUCCAAGGACAAACUAGGUAGGAGGGGGAGAGAGAGGACUAAGGCCUGCUCAGCUCUACCUGCUCUAAGAAUAAACUAGGUAGGAGGGAGAGAGAGAGGACUAAGGCCUGGUCAACUCCACCUCUACUGGCUCCAAGGACAAACUAGGUAGGAGGGGGAGAGAGAGGACUAAGGCCUGGUCAACUUCUACCUGCUCUAAGAAUAAACUAGGUAGGAGGGAGAGAGAGAGAGAGAGAGAGGACUAAGGCCUGCUCAACUCUACCUGCUCUAAGAAUAAACUAGGUAGGAGGGACAGGGAGGACUAAGGCCUGGUCAACUCCACCUGCUCGAAGAAUAAACUAGGUAGGAGGGA
This is a messenger RNA of Oncorhynchus nerka (sockeye salmon), 3323 nucleotides long. Its product is annotated as serine/threonine-protein kinase SMG1-like. Lineage: Eukaryota; Metazoa; Chordata; Actinopteri; Salmoniformes; Salmonidae. Gene Ontology annotation, biological process: protein phosphorylation; nuclear-transcribed mRNA catabolic process, nonsense-mediated decay. The record is from RefSeq and is a predicted model, not a curated record. Gene Ontology annotation, cellular component: nucleus. Gene Ontology annotation, molecular function: protein serine/threonine kinase activity.